UCAGUGGAUGUGUGAGACGUUGAGGCGGAUUUGAUGUGUGUGUGUGUGUGUGUGUGUGUGUGUGUGAGAGAGAGAGAGAGAGAGAGAGAGAGAGAGAGGCGGUAAUAAAGCCUCACCAUAAUAAUGUUUGUAGCGUUCAGUGCUAAACGCCCUGUUUGACAGAUAGGGUCGAAAAUAAUUUGGAUUUGAAACUGAAAUUUAGUCGUUUAAUCAGUAGGGAACGUUGUGGCUCGCGUUCAGCACCUUGCUAGCUAAUGCUAUGCCUCCACUGAGAGAUCCUCGGAUAUCUGCCUGACGCUGGUAUCACCAUGGCCGUGACUCAGUUCCGUCUGUUUAAGAUCUGCACAUGCAUAGCAUCCAUACUGUCAUUCCUUAAAAGGCUCAUAUGCAGAACUGGGAGAUCACGCAAGCGAAGUGGAGAUCAGAUCACUCUCCCUACAACGGUUGAUUUUUCCUCUGUACCCAAACAGCCGGAGGUUGAGGAGUGGAGUUCAUGGGAUGAAGAGGCUCCUACGAGUAUAAAGAUAGAGGGAGGUAAUGGAGCUGUUCCGUCCCAGCAGAACCAGGUGGACGACGACGAGCCGGAUUAUUUCAAAGACAUGGCUCCUACUAUCAGGAAAACACAAAAAAUUGUCUUGAAGAAAAGGGAGCCUGUGAAUUUCUCUCUCCCUGAUACAGCUACAGGCUUCUCCAGCAGACUGGCGGCCACUCAGGAUAUGUCCUUUAUCCAGCCUUCAGCAGAGCUGGGAGACCUGGAAACAUGGCAGGAGGACACUAAUGCCUGGGAGGAUGAGUCUGAUGCUUCGUGGGAGGCAGAAGAAGUGUUAAGACAGCAGAAGAUGGCAGAGAGGGAGAAGCGUGCCAUGGAACAGCAGAGGAAGAAAAUGGAGAAGGAGGUGCAGAGAAUGAUGAAGAAGGAGCAAAAGAUAGCAGUAAAGCUUUCCUAACGUUUAAAGGCCACACUGGACAUUUAAAACAAAAAAGAAAACAAAAAACACACGUGUUCCUCCACCAGUAUCUUUCAUCGUUUUUAUUCCCAGUUCAAACAUGCCAUUUUUUUCUCAUUGUAUAGAAUCCAAUGUACCUUUUUAUUGAAAUCAAUUGUAGUUGGGACAAUGCUAAUAGUACACAUACAGAAGAACCUGGA
Messenger RNA from Ictalurus punctatus (channel catfish), 1147 nucleotides. RefSeq names its product estrogen receptor binding site associated antigen 9 (gene ebag9). The transcript has 7 exons. NCBI's taxonomy places the organism in Eukaryota, Metazoa, Chordata, Actinopteri, Siluriformes, Ictaluridae. The coding region runs from base 309 to 947 and encodes 212 amino acids. The record is from RefSeq and is a predicted model, not a curated record. Gene Ontology annotation, cellular component: secretory granule.